Rotaria sordida is the source of this 1578-nucleotide messenger RNA. Lineage: Eukaryota; Metazoa; Rotifera; Eurotatoria; Philodinida; Philodinidae. The record is from the annotation of a GenBank genome assembly.
AUGGAAGCUAGUACAAGUUCUAAUCGACCGAUCCAUGUUCGCAAAGGUGAUUUGACAAAAGAACAAACUGAUGUUAUUGUCGUGUGUUCGUCAUCAAUAGGCUUACUCGCAAGUGUAUUACAAGCAGGUGGAGAUACUGUAAUGUCUUCAUACAACACUGAGUUAAGAAAAAAUUCAACACAAAUCAUUGCAGUUGCAGCUAGUGGACAACUGCUAGCGAAAGCAAUUUAUUUUGUUUCAUGGGAACCCAAUUCUGAUGAAAUACUACUCUGUAAAUCAUUGGAAAAACUCGUAUCAAAUGUAAUUAAAAAAGCAACGAAUGAAAAGUAUAAGAGUAUCGCAUUUCCGGCUAUUGGUUGUGGUCAGUCUGGCUGUUCGAUCAAUCUUGUUACUAAAACUUUAAUUGGAAAAGUUCAUCAAUUACGAACUUUCCAUUCAAUGACCGUUUCUUUUAUAAUACAACCAGAUAGAACAGAUAUUUAUAAUGAGUUUCAAAAACAAAUUGACUUAUUAGAACCAUUCGAACAAUUAGAACCAUUAGAACGAACUCCAGAAAUACCAACAGUGUCUGUUCCAAUUAGAAAUGGAAUGAUUAUAGUGGAAAAGGGAAAUAUAACAACACAAAAAGUUGAUGCUAUUAUUGGAAACUCAUCAUCGAUAGCCUUACAAGAUACGAUAAUUAAAGCAGCUGGUGAUGAAGUUGAAACUGCAUGGGAACCAGAUGCAGAUGACUCUAUACUUCGACAAUCGAUCAUCGAUUUCAUAUGGAAUAUUAUCCAGAAUGUUAUCUCCUGUAAUUAUACAUCAAUUGCAUGUCCAGCUAUUGGAUGUGGAGGAUAUGGCUGUUCAGUAGAUAUUGUAGUCAAGACAAUAGUUCAAGAAAUUAAAAAUCAAUUGAAAACAAGAAAUUUAGCAUUGACAGUCAAGUUUGUUAUUCGACCUGAGCAACAAAAUAUUUAUGAUGAAUUUUGUAAACAAGUCUUGGCGUCCGAAGAAGAGAUUUUCAGAGUAUCGCUCGAAGAUCAACUACCAGCAACAUGGGUGAAAUCAACAAGCAAUCAAUUACGAUUUGUGGUGCCGACUAACACAGACGAAUACAAAUCUGUUUUCGAACCGUUCAAUAAGGCAAUGAAAGGAACAUAUACUAAAAUAAUAAAAAUAGAACGUAUUCAAAAUGAGCGAUGGCUUUUGCAAUAUUUGGCACAUAGUCGAGAUUUUAAAAAAAGACUCAGAAUAGAUACUGAAAAACGUUUAUAUCACGGAUGCCCUAAAAAAGCAGCCGAAUCAAUUAUCGAAGACUGUUUUAAUAGAAGUUUUGCUGGAGUGAACGGAACAGCAUAUGGUGUUGGUGUUUAUUUUUCAUCGAAUCCAGUCUAUAGUCAUCGUUAUACUCAACCGAGUGCAAAUGGAGAACGAUGCAUGUUUGUUGCGCGCGUUCUAAUUGGAAAAACGACUAAAGGGAAUAGCUCAAUGAGAACUCGACCUGUGGGAUUCGAUUCAACAAGUGAUGGGAAUCAUAUUUACGUCACUUAUCAUGAUGCACAAGCGCUCGCCGAAUAUUUAAUAACUUAUAAAUAG